Calypte anna (Anna's hummingbird) is the source of this 1614-nucleotide messenger RNA. RefSeq names its product heat shock protein family B (small) member 8 (gene HSPB8). NCBI's taxonomy places the organism in Eukaryota, Metazoa, Chordata, Aves, Apodiformes, Trochilidae. Gene Ontology annotation, biological process: cellular response to unfolded protein. Gene Ontology annotation, cellular component: nucleus; protein folding chaperone complex; cytoplasm. The transcript is spliced from 3 exons. The record is from RefSeq and is a predicted model, not a curated record. Bases 478 to 1080 code for a protein of 200 amino acids. Gene Ontology annotation, molecular function: protein homodimerization activity.
CAUUUAUUGCAGCUCUUGCACGGGAGCAGCAGGGAAAGUCACCCAUAAAGUGCGGGCGAGCUAGACGGGAGAGCUUUUUUCAUCUCGGGAUAUUCGGGUUUGGGUUGGGUUUUCUUUUGUUUGUUUGUUUUUUCCUCCCUCUUCUGACAAGAAGUUUUACUUUCCUCUCCCUGGUCCCUGGGAUCGCAGCCAGACAGGAAGCGUUUUCUCACGGCCAGUGAGCUCCCUCCGUCCUUCCUGCGCUCCUCCGGCUCCUGGUGAUUCAGCUCUGAAUCGAUUUUCUCCGUCGUCCAUCACCUGGGGAAGGAGGGGACCGUCCCCGCGGCCUCCACUCGCAGCCGCUCAUCCCGCCCGGGGUGGAUGCGUCUCCUCCGGGACGGGCUCCCCAGGGAAGUUCACAGCCAGGAGCAGCCGCGCAGAGGCUGAAGCUCCGUGGGAGAGCCCCAGGGACACUCUCGGACCCCUCCACUAGAAGCCAUGGCCGACAGCCAGAUGCCCUUCUCCUGCCAUUACCCCGGCCGGCGCAGCGUCCGCGACCCAUUCCGGGAGCCCGGCUUGACCUCACGCCUGCUGGAUGAUGAUUUCGGCAUGUCCCCCUUCCCCGCGGACCUGACGGCCGACUGGCCUGACUGGGCUCGGCCCCGGCUCACCACCACCUGGCCGGGGCCCCUGCGUGCUGGCAUGGCCCGCGCCUCCGCCAUGGCCCCCGGCUACGGCGCCCGCUUCGGGGGGUACCCCGAGAGCCGCAGCCCCGCGCCCUUGCCCCGCGAGCCCUGGAAGGUGUGCGUCAAUGUCCACAGCUUCAAACCGGAGGAGCUGACGGUCAAAACCAAGGACGGCUACGUCGAGGUGUCAGGCAAACACGAGGAGCAGCAGGUGGAAGGAGGGAUCGUCUCCAAGAACUUCACCAAGAAAAUCCAGCUGCCCUAUGAGGUGGAUCCCAUCACGGUCUUCGCCUCCUUGUCACCAGAGGGGCUGCUGAUCAUCGAGGCACCCCAGAUUCCCCCCUACCAGCAGUCCAGCGAGGGCAGCUGUGGCAGCGAGAUCCCCGUGGAGAGCCAGGAGGCCACCUGUGCCUGACCAGCCACCUGUGUCCCUCCCAUGCCCCAACACCCCUCCUCCCCUCUCCCACUGGACCCCCUGAUCCCCAAUCCCCUGUGAUGCGGUGUCCAGCCAGCCUUUGGUGAGGGUGAUGGUGCCACUCAGGGGGAUGGCAGCACCCACCAACCCCCUGGGGGGACCAGCUGAGAGCUGGGACACAUGUACCAGGCACCAGGCCCCCCAGGGCUUGUAGCAGUCUGAGGUGCUGGUAGAGAUUUUGUGCCCAUGGAGCUGAGCAGAAUGGAAAUCCUUCAUUGUGGUGGUUUUUUUGCUCUGAGUUGCUCAAAUGGGAUAUUUAUAACAGUAGCAAAAAAGGGCCCUGUUCUCUCUAAAGUUGACAUAGAAUCCUGUAGCCCUGUGUCUUUUCCUCCUCUGUGGGUUGUUUUGGGUUUUUUUUUUGUCUUUUUUUUUAAAACCACAUCUCUGCAAAGGAGGAUGGACAUCCAGAUCCGGCGGUGGAGCUUGAUGGCACAUCCUGAGAAAUACAAACUGUCCAUGUGUUGUGAACAUUGA